Aedes aegypti (yellow fever mosquito) is the source of this 1717-nucleotide messenger RNA. RefSeq names its product selenocysteine-specific elongation factor (gene eEFSec). Gene Ontology annotation, molecular function: GTPase activity; GTP binding; translation elongation factor activity. The record is from RefSeq and is a predicted model, not a curated record. Lineage: Eukaryota; Metazoa; Arthropoda; Insecta; Diptera; Culicidae. The coding region runs from base 159 to 1712 and encodes 517 amino acids. The transcript has a single exon. Gene Ontology annotation, biological process: selenocysteine incorporation.
ACCCCUUGGUUGAAACGCUGCGAGCUGGAUGUAAAUAAAAACAAGUUGUUCUUCAAAAACUGCACAAGAAUCAUAAAUUUUGUAUUACUUGUGAUUUGUAAUUCGAUAGAUAAUUUAAAGAUAGUGCCUAAAAUUUAAUAGUUCCUUCCUAUACAAAAAUGCUCAACCUAAACGUGGGCAUCCUAGGCCAUGUGGACUCGGGGAAAACGACACUGGCCAAGGCCCUGAGCAGUAUCUCCAGCACGGCGGCCUUCGACAAGAAUCCACAAUCGCAACAACGGGGAAUCACGCUGGAUCUGGGCUUUAGCGCCGUCCAGGUUCCCUUGCCGGAUCAUUUGAAGAAGGCGGACAAUGAGCUACUGCAGUACACAUUGGUGGAUUGUCCGGGGCAUGCCAGUUUAAUCCGCACGAUUAUCGGAGGAGCGCAAAUUAUCGACAUGAUGAUUCUGGUGGUGGACAUCGGCAAAGGGAUUCAAACGCAAACGGCCGAAUGUCUGGUGAUUGGGGAGCUGACCUGUCGACGGAUGAUUGUGGCGCUGAAUAAAGUGGAUACUGUGGAGGGGAGCAAACGGGAAAAGACCAUCGAAAAGAUGAAGAAAGGACUGGAGAUGGCUCUGUCCAAAACGGUUUUUGCUGGAUCGCCAAUUGUAGAGAUAUCGGCUGCUAGUAAUACAAACCUCGAUAGACUCCUUGAAGUACUGGUGGAGUAUUCAGUGCUUCCUGAGAGAAACUAUGAAACUCCUUUCCUAUUCGCUGUCGAUCACUGCUUUGCCAUAAAAGGUCAAGGAACGGUUUGUACGGGAACCGUUCUUCAGGGAAGCGUCAGGUUGAACGAAGAUGUAGAAAUUCCAAAGCUGAAACUAGUCAGAAAGAUCAAGUCCAUGCAAAUGUUCAAGCAGAGUCAACAAGUGGCGAAGCAGGGUGAUCGUGUUGGAAUAUGUAUUACACAGUUUGAUCCCAAAUUGCUGGAAAGAGGGCUGCUCUGCAAACCGGGAUAUGUAUCGGAUAUAUACGCGGCUGUUCUCCGAAUGAAUCCCAUCAAGUACUACAAAGGCUCCCUGAAACAUAAGGCCAAGUUCCACCUUACCUGUGGCUAUGAGACAGUCAUGGCAACCGUAACCCUUUUCAGAGGAAGCAACACGAAUUUCUCUAUUACUGAACAGUAUGAGUUUGUGCAAGAGCUAGAUCAGGAUACAAUCAGUGAAAACGCUUCGAUCUUCGCUUUGCUAGAAUUCGAUAAACCAAUCCAAGCCGUACCGAACGCCUUAGUCAUUGGCUCCAAGCUGGACACCGAUAUCCAUUCGAACACGUGCAGAUUGGCAUUCUUUGGCCGCUUAAAUCAUUGUUGCAUCGACAAAGAUUACCCCACAACAUUCCUUCCCCAAUUGCAAAUAUACAAAGAGAAGCAUAAAACCGGAACUGUGCAGCGAGUGGUCAACGAAAUGGAAUUAAUCUCCAGCGGACUGUUCAAGAAGGAGGGAAACAAUAGAACGGCAUUUGUAGGACUGAACGUUCAACUCAGCACCGGUGAAAGCGGUCGAAUAGAGGACACCUUUGGGGCCAGCUCUAAGGUGAAGUUACGAUUUAGGGAACCACUUUCCGAGGCAACGUUGGAACUGCUGAAGUGUAGGAAACCUUCAGAGCAGGUAACGGUGGUGGUGAAGUACAAGAAGUUUAUGUUCCGAAAGGAGGGCAAUAAAAUCGUUCAAUGAGGCUA